Acinonyx jubatus (cheetah) is the source of this 871-nucleotide messenger RNA. RefSeq names its product troponin T1, slow skeletal type (gene TNNT1). The record is from RefSeq and is a predicted model, not a curated record. Lineage: Eukaryota; Metazoa; Chordata; Mammalia; Carnivora; Felidae. Gene Ontology annotation, cellular component: troponin complex. The transcript has 12 exons. Gene Ontology annotation, biological process: sarcomere organization; slow-twitch skeletal muscle fiber contraction; regulation of muscle contraction. The annotation marks the transcript as partial. Gene Ontology annotation, molecular function: troponin T binding; tropomyosin binding.
CCGUCCCUCUCGCUCUUUCCUCCCAUCCCUGCCCUCAGGGAGCAGCCCGAAGAGGAGGCUGCGGAGGAGGAGGAGGAAGCCGCCGAGGAGCCGGAGCCGGUGGCAGAGCGAGAAGAGGAGCGGCCCAAACCAAGGCCUGUGGUCCCUCCGCUGAUUCCCCCGAAGAUCCCAGAAGGGGAACGUGUGGACUUCGAUGACAUCCACCGGAAGCGCAUGGAGAAGGAUCUGCUGGAGCUGCAGACGCUCAUUGACGUGCAUUUUGAGCAGCGGAAGAAGGAGGAAGAGGAGCUCAUAGCGCUGAAAGAGCGCAUUGAGCGGCGCCGGGCAGAGAGAGCUGAACAACAGCGCUUCAGAACCGAGAAGGAGCGCGAGCGUCAGGCUAAGCUGGCGGAGGAGAAAAUGCGGAAGGAGGAAGAAGAGGCCAAGAAGCGGGCUGAGGAUGAUGCCAAAAAGAAGAAGGUUCUAUCCAACAUGGGAGCCCAUUUUGGGGGUUACCUGGUCAAGGCAGAGCAAAAGCGUGGUAAGCGCCAGACAGGCCGGGAGAUGAAACUACGCAUCCUGUCUGAGCGUAAAAAGCCUCUGAACAUCGACCACAUGGGAGAAGACCAACUCCGGGAGAAGGCCCAGGAGCUGUCGGACUGGAUCCACCAGCUGGAGUCCGAGAAGUUUGACCUUAUGGCGAAGCUGAAGCAGCAGAAGUAUGAGAUCAAUGUGCUGUACAACCGCAUCAGCCACGCCCAGAAGUUCCGGAAGGGGGCAGGGAAGGGCCGCGUUGGAGGCCGCUGGAAGUGAGGCCCUGGGGCUGGAGCCAGAGCCCUGGGAGGACCUGUCCCGUCUCUGCGGUUUGAAAUAAAUGCUCCGCUUACAGACA